Messenger RNA from Truncatella angustata, 978 nucleotides. RefSeq lists its product as uncharacterized. The record is from RefSeq and is a predicted model, not a curated record. The transcript has a single exon. NCBI's taxonomy places the organism in Eukaryota, Fungi, Ascomycota, Sordariomycetes, Amphisphaeriales, Sporocadaceae. Gene Ontology annotation, molecular function: catalytic activity. Gene Ontology annotation, biological process: biosynthetic process. The coding region runs from base 1 to 978 and encodes 325 amino acids.
AUGUCUCCAAAGAGAGGCAAUAGCAAUACCACUGUCCCGUUGGAGAAGUAUAUUCAACAGGCCUGGAACACGCCCGAAGUGCUCAACCCAUUUGGCAUAACCCCUUCAGGAGCAUCUGUCGAUGGAUCGCCAGUGGUGCCGACACUGCGAAAGGGCUGUCGGAACCGCAUCAUCUACUACAUCGGCUCUUUCAACCCGCCGCAUCUAGGUCACCUGGCCCUCAUCGACCAUGUAUUCUCAAACACCAACGCCGCUGUCCCGUCGUCCUCGCCGCCCGCCCCGGACGACCUAAACCCUGUGGCCCUCAUUGUCCUCCUGCACGGCGCGUCCUGGGUCCGGGGCAAGCUGCACAAGACGCCCCACUCCUCGUCAUCUGACGACGAGGAGCCCCUGCACCUCAGCUUCGCACAGCGCUACAGACUCGUCCGCCAGGGCGUCCCGGACCGCCUGACACGAAGUGGUGUCUGGGUCUUCCCCGAGGGGCUCGGCGACUGGUGGAUGUUCCAGAACAAGCUCAUGACCGCGUGUCGGGGGGAUGGCUUUGCGGUGGAGUUCGUGGAGCUGCUUGGCCCUGACUAUGUCGUGCAGCAGAGGCCGCAGUGUUCGGGUUACCAUGGCGUCGUCACGAGUAAUGUUUGUCGGAAGGCGGAUUUUGUGCCCGGGGCGGUGCAUGGGGAUCAGUUGGUGCGUUUGGAGGGUUUCGGGCCGUGGGGCAGAUCGGACGUAGGGGGUGAGGUGAGGGAUGAGGAGAGGAUGAAGAGUAGUGUUUGGGUCUGUGAACAUGACGGUAGAAUGGGCUAUAGAAUUUGGUUUGUGCAGCAUGAAGCCCCGAUCAUGGAUCCGGGUAUGAGCUCGACAGAGUUGAGACGGAUUAUCGCAGAUCACAAGGGCAAAGAUUUGGAAGAGAGGAUUACGGGGGUUGCGAUGAGCCCUGAGCUGUUGAUCGACUCCCUGGAGACAGGGCGAGAAGCAGGCUGA